Molecule: messenger RNA, 531 nt
Organism: Closterium sp. Yama58-4
Lineage: Eukaryota; Viridiplantae; Streptophyta; Zygnematophyceae; Desmidiales; Closteriaceae
Source: the annotation of a GenBank genome assembly
AUGAUUGGUCAGGGCCUGCUGGGUACCUCCUACCACCUUGACCACCUGUUGACCGCCGUUGACCCCGUUGACCUGCCUGCUGACCAGCUGGCGUUUCAGGAUUUUCUGUCGUGGGCCGACCGGCCAGCAACAAUAGAGGCGGUGACACGAGCGCGGGACAACGGGGUGGUGGGGGCGCUCACCCCCCCUUUCCGCCUCAACCUCUCUCUCUCCACCACCAACCGCCCCAUCUCGCGCGGCCUCUUUAUAGUCUUCCCCGUUUACCGCACGCCCGACCCGCUCCCCGAGGGUUUGCCUUCUAGCGAGUACCGGGCGGCGUGCCUCGGCUACAUGACGGCGGUCAUGGACUUUGAACCCAUGUGGGACGCGAUGCUCGCGGUGAGCGGUGGGGAGGGGUGCUGGGGGGUGCUGGGUGGUUGGGGAGUGCUUAGAAGGUGGGAAAUGGGGGGUGCAGACUGCAGUGCAGGGGCGUGCCUGGGCUACAUGAGGGCGAAUCUGCGAUCAUGGACUUUGAACCCAUGUGGGAUGUGA